Molecule: messenger RNA, 1204 nt
Organism: Medioppia subpectinata
Lineage: Eukaryota; Metazoa; Arthropoda; Arachnida; Sarcoptiformes; Oppiidae
Source: the annotation of a GenBank genome assembly
CUCUCUUUGUGUACAGAUGUUUAAUAAUAUUUGAACACAUUUUUGCAGUUUAAUAGACUGUUCACUACUGUUGCCAAACAAUCAAGUGAUGGAUAAUAAUAAUAAAUGUCUGAAUGCCCGGGAAGUGGCCCAACAAAGGUAUCGGGAUAUCAUCGACAAUGGCAAAAUGUACCAUGGUAUUUCGCCCAAUGUCGACCCCAACACUCCACCCCAUUGGUUUGAUAGGAAAAAGUUUGCUAGAUCACAAAAGUUGGCUCAUGAAAACUAUGGAUGCUUACUUUUUGGCCAAUUCGCUGGACUAUUGCUAGUGCUGUACCACUCGGACGGAUUGGCGCCGUUGGCGGUGACGGGCAACUCAUCAAAUGUGCAAAAACUAUUUCGUCGAUAUCUGUCGACAAUGAUUCACGUGAAGUAUUGGUACGAAUUUGAUCCGUUCGACAGCGACAGCAAAGCGUAUAAAUCGCUAAAACACGUCAGAGGUCUUCAUCGACAGGUGUCGGCGAAGAUGAACGCCUCGGGGGGUCGGGUGGAGGGCCGGGACCGGCUGUGGAUCCCGCAGUACGGUAUGGCCGGCGCCCAGUUCUCGUUCAUCGGUUUAGUGGCACUCUUUCCCAAACAAUGCGGUUUGCAUUCACUCACUGACGAGGACUUUGAUUCGUUGCUCUACUUCUGGCGAGUGAUCGGCUAUUGUCUGGGAACUGACGACCGGUUCAAUCUGUGCUCGGGAUCGGCCGACGAAGUGGUCCAACUCUGUCACCUCAUUUGGACUGAAGAUUGGUAUCCAGUGAUCAACACAACGCCCAUCGCGUGUCCGGCCGGCGAAGAGAUGUCAAAAGGCAUUUGUUUGGCUAUGAAUCGGGUGUCGAAGUUUAUCCGCUGGAAUGUGAUCAUGAAAUACUGGUACCCAAUACUCAACAUAACAAAACCCAUUCAAUUGCAAUCGUUUGCCGACUAUUUCUGGUUUUAUGUCAUCAAAUCUAUGAUGAAAUUCUGGACCAAAUUCACCAUUUGUCGCAAAUUCAUGUCCGCCAGCGCUCGACUCAAUAUAGCGAUCGCAACGCGUUUUAAAAAUUAUAAAUACAAUAAUUUGAGCCAAGAAUACGCGGAUCUGAGUUUUGGGAAUACGAGCUGUCCUUUUGAUGUCAAUUUCAAUUAUGUCGAUGUCUUCGACACCAUUAAAGACAAGGAAUGCACACAACUAUAA